Molecule: messenger RNA, 1982 nt
Organism: Myxocyprinus asiaticus (Chinese sucker)
Lineage: Eukaryota; Metazoa; Chordata; Actinopteri; Cypriniformes; Catostomidae
Gene: med20
Product: mediator complex subunit 20
Exons: 4
Coding region: 313-876 (187 amino acids)
Biological process (GO): regulation of transcription by RNA polymerase II
Cellular component (GO): mediator complex
Molecular function (GO): transcription coactivator activity
Source: RefSeq, a predicted model, not a curated record
AUUUUUUAUUUUAUAAUAUAUGUUUGUAGUUAUGAUAUGAUUUGUGUUCAUGUGUGCUGAUUUUUAAAUUAUUAUAAUAGUUUUUGCCCUGGAUUUAAUGCAAUAAAAAGAAACACCGGUCAAAUGUUAAGUUAAAUAUGUUAUAUUUAACUUAACAUUAUUAAAAUAUAUUAUUUUUACAUAAUGAAUUUGUUUUAUUUUAUUGAAAGAUUCAGCAUUUUCUUCUGAUCGUUAACAACAACAAAUGAACUUAUUUAAAGUGUGUGUCAGGUGCCUGUGGUGGAGGGGAAGAGCGUGCAGCAAACUGUCGACAUGCUGCAUAAAAAACUGGAGCAGCUGGGAGCCGUUAAACAGGGAAACUUCUACGUGGACUGCGAGACGUAUCACGCUACAGGAAACGCCACCGGUCAGCCUUCGAAGCUGCUGUAUGUGAUGCAUAAUUCAGAGACGCCGCUGAGCUGCAUGGCUCUGUUUGAGGGGGGACCGUGUCUGACCGCAGAUGCAAACUUUGACGUUUUGAUGGUGAAACUCAAGAGUCACUUCCAGAAUGCCAAAGGCCAUAAAGUGGAGAGCCGCGGCACCCGCUAUCGUUACUGCGACUUCCUGGUGAAGGUUGGCACCAUCGCUAUGAGCUCCAGCGCCCGAGGAAUUUCAGUGGAGGUGGAGUACUGUGCUUGUGUAAUCCCUGGUGAUUGUUGGAACCUCAUGAAGGAGUUCAUGCAGAGUUUUCUGGGCUUGAACGCCCCUGAGUUGCCUGCUGUGUUUAUGAAUAAACUGGACGCUCCGGUGGACUGCAUAGACACCAUGAGUCAGUACCUGGAGCUCUUCAGCAAAGUCCGCAAACAGCAAGUGCUGACCGCUAGCAGCGUACGGUGAAACCUUUGUGACAUUUCACCUGAACCCAACGGACAGUCCUGUAAGGAAAGAAGCUAUGUGACAAGAACAUUUCUCAUUGUUUUUUGGUCAAUUGUAAAAGCAUAUUUUCUCUUUUUUUUUUUUUUAGGUUCUGAAUGUUUGUACCUUUUGUAUUUGUAAAAAAAAAAAAAAAAAAAAAAUCAACUGUUUACUUUGGUUCAAUUGAAUUACUUCAAUAAUAAUAAUAAUAGAGGAUUUGUUCACAGUCAGUAAAUCAGUGCCUAUGUAGAAGUAUGUCACAUUUGCAUGUAACAAAUGAGGAACAGAUGACAAACAAAUGAUUGGCUGGAGACCAUGAUCAUGCUCAUGCAUAUUCAAAUGAGGCUUAAUGUGGCCGAAUCGUAUAUGUACAUAUCAAAUAAGUGCAUCCCAAGUCUAAGUAGUACAUCAGUACAUUGAAAAUAGUAUUCCGAAGGUGCCUAGAUAGUAUACUAUUUUCUGUGGAUUUUUGAAGUUUGCAUCUGUCAUAAUUUUAAAAGUACGAACCGAAGAGUUCAGUAAUAAUUAAUUUUAAGGCAAUAAACUUAGAUUGAUGGUGAUGCUAACAUGCAAACUUUACGCAACAAAGGAGUCUGUGGUAUCAAAACAAUCAUGAUGCGAUACUCUGUCCAAAUACUGGCAUACUAUCUUACUACACACUCAAAAGUAUGUACUUUACCAUCUAAAGUAUACAUGAUGUAUACUUUUAAGUGUGUAGUAGAAACAGAUGGGUUAACAUGGUUUUAGUGUGAUAAAAUCGCUUGCUAAAGUUCUCUGUGUAAAGUUAUAUCCAAUAUUAUAUCUUCAUUAACAUGUAUAAUGUUUACGUUUUGUGGAUAUACUAUGUGUAUAUUAAUGUUUAUGUACUGGCCCCAUUCACUUCCAUUGAAAGUGUCUCAUGAUUUUUCCUUAUACAUAUAUAUGUAUAUAUAAACAAGGGACUUGUCGAAAAUAUUAUCAGUGGUUAUCAACGUAACGUUGAUUGUGCAUAACUUGCAUUGAACCAGGACAAUUUUUUUUAAUUUUUUUUUAAUUUUUUUUGCUUUUUCAAAUACACUGAGUAUAAAGUGCAAAUAAAAUUCUCCUUU